Molecule: messenger RNA, 555 nt
Organism: Emiliania huxleyi CCMP1516
Lineage: Eukaryota; Haptophyta; Isochrysidales; Noelaerhabdaceae
Exons: 2
Coding region: 1-555 (184 amino acids)
Source: RefSeq, a predicted model, not a curated record
AUGUCAGCCCAUGCAUCGCGAGCCUACUUGAUCACCGCGGAGGCAAAAAACGGCUGGUACGGCGGCAAGGAGUCUUGGAAGCCGCUUGGCCUGUUGGAGCAGUAUGAUGGUGCCUACCCCGCAAGGUGGCCCGAGCCUGUGAUCGACUUCUGCCUAAUUGAUGGCGGCCACUCCUACUACUUGGCUAAGCGCGACUGGCUGACGAUGCGCACCGCCUGCCGCGUUGUGGCCUUCCAUGACAUUGUCAACCAUGCCGUGGGAAUGGCAGAGCAGCCGCAGCUUUGGAAGGACCUCACCAAUGCGUCGCACGUGCGGUAUGCCGCCGAAUUCACCUCGACGGAGUGCACGGAUCAGCCGGGCUCCGGCGCCCUGAUGGGUAUAGGCAUCCUAACCAUGGGCGCGCCUGCACACGGCGAGCGUGGCAGGCGCCCAGCCUGCGUCGGCAGCGCGCAAGCUACCUCAUACCCCCGAACCCGCGGAGGCGGAGACUGCUGCGUCGUGCAUGCUGGCAAGGUCGCGCGCGUUGGGUCGUGGUUGGGUCGUUCGAGUCAGUGA